Messenger RNA from Octodon degus (degu), 1055 nucleotides. It is a transcript of the gene Commd10, whose product is annotated as COMM domain containing 10. NCBI's taxonomy places the organism in Eukaryota, Metazoa, Chordata, Mammalia, Rodentia, Octodontidae. The transcript has 6 exons. The record is from RefSeq and is a predicted model, not a curated record. The coding region runs from base 355 to 900 and encodes 181 amino acids.
GACAAACUUUUCAAGGCUGUGCAUUCUCUAGGCUUGCCGGGACACACACGUGCCAGCUGUAUUACGUCUAUACAUCUACAGACACAAAAUGCACACGCAUGCACAAGCCUAAUCAGGUAUGCAGAUGCAUAAAUAGAUACGUACGCAGAGGUUCGCCUCAGACACGGCCCCAGGGGACACGAAGAUCCCCCACUCCUAGCCGCGGGGCUGGACAGGGCUGGCCUCCCGGUGCGGCCGCGGAGCGUGAACGCAGGGCCGCGGCGCGGUGUGGCCCUCCCGGCUUGCCGUCCUCCGGGCGUCAUUGGUCGCGACCUGCGCAGCUGACAGGCGGCGACGGGCGAGGGAGCUUCGAGGAUGGCGGCGUCCGCGGCGCUGAUCUUGCCCGACAGCCCUAGUAUGAAAAAAGCAGUGUUGCUGAUAAAUGCGCUAGAUAUUGGAAGAUUUCCACGAUUGCUUACCCGAAUUCUUCAAAAACUCCACCUGAAGGCUGAGAGCAGUUUCAAUGAAGAUGAAGAAGAAAAACUUCAAGUUGCAUUUUCUCUAGAGAAACAAGAUCUUCACCUGGUUCUUGAAACCAUAUCAUUUAUUUUAGAACAGCUGGAGACAAUUGGAUGGCAGCUUAACCUUCAAAUUGCUCAUUCUGCUCAAGCAAAACUAAAAUCCCCUCAAGCUGUGAUACAACUAGGAGUGAACAGUGAAGAUUCAAAGAACCUGGAGAAAGUUCUUGUGGAAUUCAGUCACAAAGAAUUAUUUGAUUUCUAUAACAAGAAACUAUUCAAGCACAGCUGGAUUCCCUUACGUGAUGUUUUUGAAGACCGGUUUUUCCAUCACACUCCUGCCACCCCAUUAUUUUGCAUUGAAGAGAAAUUAUCUCGCUAUGUUUUCUGGAAGAUUCAGUGACUUGCUUUCUUUAAAUUAGGUGAUUUACCACUUCUUAGACAAAUGAUAACCAAGGAAAAUCAAUGUUAAGAGUUCUGAGGUUCUAAUAUACAGUAUACUUUGUCUAGUUCUGUGAGCAAGUAGCAAAUGUUAGGAACACUUUAGCUUGAAAUUAA